This is a messenger RNA of Impatiens glandulifera, 1468 nucleotides long. RefSeq names its product protein E6-like. The record is from RefSeq and is a predicted model, not a curated record. NCBI's taxonomy places the organism in Eukaryota, Viridiplantae, Streptophyta, Magnoliopsida, Ericales, Balsaminaceae. The coding region runs from base 63 to 1244 and encodes 393 amino acids. The transcript has a single exon.
CAUAUCCUCCUUGUAUACCAAUUGUGAAUUACAAACAUUUUCAUAUCUUUGCUAUCCAAUCCAUGGCUUCCUCAGCCAAACAUUUUGCAUUCUUUUUUCUUCUUGCUUUCUUGUCAUCCUCUAAGCUUACUCAAGCUAGACAAAGCCAAUUCUUCAGCAAAGUCUCCACCACCAACACCACCGCCGCCGCCGCCGCCGCCACCACCGUCACUCCCUCCGUUGCCAAAGACGCCUCCGACAAUGGAAGCCAAGAUCAACCAAACUUCGUCCAAGAUUCUCAAACCGGCUAUGGCCUAUAUGGCCAUGAAAAUGGCCAACUUCCACCUGACUCCGACACCACCAAGACCUUAAACUCUUCCCCCUACACAACGGCUCAUGAUGUCCAACCAAACAAGGAAACCAAUGAAAGAAUGAGCGGCACUAGUCUCAUGAACCAAGGUUAUUCCACCACCUAUAAUGACAAGACCUACAUGACAAAGCCCGAAGGCUACACAUAUUCCAAUAACAACAACAAUGAGUACGUGAUCAAUCCUGAAGAAUACGGAGUUUCCAACAACAACAACAAUGAAUACGUGACAAAGCCUGAAGAAUACGGAGCUUCCAAUAACAACAACUAUUACUACAACAAUAACAACGAGUAUGUGAAUGAGCAACAAGGAUUUAGUGGCACGAGUCUCAUGGACCGUCGUUCUCCCACCGCCUACAACCAGGAAUACGUGACAAAACCAGAUGGUUAUGACUCCACAAACAAUAACUACAACUACAACAAUAACAAUGAGUAUGUGAAUGGGCAACAAGGAUUUAGUGGCACGAGUCUCAUGCGUCGUUCUCCCACCACCUACAACGAGGAAUACGCGACAAAGCCUGAUGGUUAUGACUCCACAAACAAUAACUACAACUACAACAAUGGUGGUGUCAACACGUACAACUCACAACAACAACAACAACAACAAGGGUUUGGUGAGGGAAAGUAUUUGGGCGAAUUCAACAACAACAAAAACACAAAUUAUUACAAUAGAGUAAACAACAACAACGGCGCCUACAAUGGGCAGCGACAAGGUAUGAGCGAUACAAGGUUCAUGGAAAACGGAAAGUACUUCUAUGAUGUGAAAAAUGAAUACAAUUACAACCCUAAUGGGCUUGAUCAGUACUCCAACAAUGGGUAUUCAGGAAGCAACAUUAAUGGAAACUCCAUGGAAGGGUAUCAGAAUCAAGAGAGUGAAUUAGAUGGCUUUAAUCCAUGAUUUUCUCAAUUAAUUAACUUAUUUCUUUUCAGUAUUGUUUUCUAAUUAGCCAUAAAAGAAAAUAUAUAAGAUUGAGUGUUUGAUAAAUUAUGUGUUUAAUUAGUUUAUUGAGAAAUGGAAAAGUGUUGUAAUUUAUUUGGUAUCUUGAGAUUUACGUUUGUUUGUCAGUCUUUGGAAGAUAAAAGACUAUUAUAAUAUAUAAAUAUAUAUAUAUAUUUUUUAAA